Messenger RNA from Microcebus murinus (gray mouse lemur), 3197 nucleotides. It is a transcript of the gene ZBED5, whose product is annotated as zinc finger BED-type containing 5. Gene Ontology annotation, molecular function: DNA binding. The record is from RefSeq and is a predicted model, not a curated record. Lineage: Eukaryota; Metazoa; Chordata; Mammalia; Primates; Cheirogaleidae.
CUGAGAAGUCUGGUGUGGGGUGGGGUAGGGAGAGGGCGUUUUCUUCCCGAUUCUAGUAGGAAACCAAGGAAAAGAGGCGGCGGCGGCUGCAUAACCUGGCCUGGGGUGCGGCCUCGGGGAACAAAGAGGUGGUGGAGGCACAGCAGCCGAGGCUUUGCGCGCUCCUCCGGCCAUGCGAACCCGCACAAAUCACCCCUGCCUGGACAGGGCGCCAGGGCUGACGAAAAUGCAGAUGUCUGGGUUUCACUCCAGCCCUGCAGGAUCACAAACUGUAUGUGGCAUCACCCAAGCAUCCGCAUUCUAAACCAGCCCCGGGCGGAGAGGUUCAGGGAGUUUGGGAACAAUCGCCCCACGCCCAAGUUCCCACAUAUCACCAAUUCAGCUCCACGACUGCGGUGGGGCCGCGCCUCAACCGAGCUUGGUCCUCUCCUUUUGGUCCCGCCCCGCUGCUCAGCGCGGAUUGGUGGCGGGGAGAAACUCUGGUGCUGAUUGGGCAGCGGCGGAGUCGCUCGUGCAGACUGUAGGGUUCGGGUGCUCCAGAGUGCUAAGUUUAUCUGCAGACCAGCGACCGCGCCAGCAGCGAAUCGGAUCUCUAUGGAGGUGGCAUAGACGAUAUCCCUGAGCUGAGAGCAUCACCCUGUCCCCGAUUCCUUCUUUCCUCUAUUUUGUUUUUCAUUCCCUUCCCUUCCCCUCCCCCCUCCAGUCCGCGACGACUGGCUCUUGACCCUGUUCAGGCCUCGGUGAAGGCUUUUGGUUACUCCCUUUGCUACCCCAUACCUUAAUUUUAUUCUUUUGAAGAGUCUGCCUUUCAAGCUGCCAAGGUGAAACGAGUGACUGCAGAAGGGAAUACUCCUUAUUUCAGAAAAGGUGUGCCAUACCAGAGAGCACCAGGAAGUCGCUUGAGAGAUCACCUGAUACACGAACGUAUGAUGUUCCAUCUGCGCAUUGAUGCAUAGGCAGCAUUUACAAAUUAACUGAUGUCUUACUGUAUAUCGUCUUUUUGAUGAUUGCUCAUCUUCUUUGUAUCCUGUCUUAUAAUUUCAACACAUUUGUGAUACUCGAUGUUUAUUCUAAAUUAACCAUGUUUUGUACCACAAACUCAUUGCCCAUGGAUCUGUUGCUGAAACAAGGAAAUCUUAAACAAGAAGUAGAAUCUUUUUGUUAUCAAAUUGUGUCUGAAUCAAAUGAUCAAAAGGUUGGAGUAUUACAAAGUGAAGAUGAACAGUUGCAGCCUUCAGUUUCUAAAAAAUCAGAAAGUGAGCUUUCCAGGGUCAAAUUUAUAUCCAAUUCCAACAAAAUAGCUUUUAGUAAGAAACCAAAAAGAAGAAAAUAUGAUGAAAGUUAUUUGUCUUUUGGAUUUACUUACUUUGGAAAUAGAGAUGCACCUCAUGCUCAGUGUGUGCUAUGUAAGAAAAUUUUAUCAAAUAGCUCCUUGGCCCCUAGUAAGCUUCGAAGACAUUUGGAAACUAAACAUGCAGCGUAUAAAGACAAAGACAUAAGCUUUUUCAAGCAACAUCUUGAUUCACCUGAAAAUAAUAAACCCCCAACACCUAAAAUUGUCAAUACAGAUAAUGAAAGUGCUACGGAGGCAUCAUAUAAUGUAAGUUACCAUAUAGCCCUGAGUGGAGAGGCUCACACAAUUGGAGAAUUGCUUAUCAAACCUUGUGCGAAAGAUGUAGUGAUGCGGAUGUUUGAUGAACAAUAUAGUAAAAAAAUAGAUGCAGUACAACUAUCAAACAGUACUGUUGCACGUCGAAUUAAGGAUCUAGCUGCUGACAUUGAAGAAGAACUUGUUUGUAGACUGAAAAUUUGUGAUGGGUUUUCACUGCAGCUAGAUGAAUCAGCUGAUGUUUCAGGACUUGCUGUGCUGCUUGUGUUUGUUCGUUAUAGGUUUAAUAAGUCCAUUGAAGAAGACCUACUACUGUGUGAAUCUUUGCAGAGUAAUGCUACUGGUGAAGAAAUAUUCAACUGCAUCAACAGUUUUAUGCAGAAACAUGAAAUUGAAUGGGAAAAAUGUGUUGAUGUUUGUAGUGAUGCUUCUAGGGCAAUGGAUGGGAAAAUUGCCGAGGCUGUCACCUUGAUAAAAUAUGUGGCUCCUGAAAGCACCAGUAGUCACUGCCUAUUAUAUAGACAUGCACUAGCAGUUAAAAUAAUGCCUACAUCUCUAAAAAAUGUGUUGGAUCAGGCAGUACAAAUCAUCAACUAUAUUAAAGCUCGACCACAUCAAUCCAGACUACUAAAAAUUUUAUGUGAAGAAAUGGGUGCCCAACACACAGCACUUCUCCUAAAUACAGAGGUGAGAUGGCUUUCUCGAGGUAAAGUUCUUGUAAGACUUUUUGAGCUUCGACGUGAACUGUUGGUUUUCAUGGAUUCUGCUUUUCGACUCUCUGAUUGUUUAACAAAUUCAUCUUGGCUGCUAAGACUUGCAUAUCUCGCAGAUAUUUUUACUAAAUUAAAUGAGGUUAACUUGUCAAUGCAAGGCAAAAAUGUGACAGUUUUUACAGUGUUUGAUAAAUUGUCAUCUUUGUUAAGAAAAUUGGAAUUUUGGGCCUCAUCUGUAGAAGAAGAAAACUUUGAUUGUUUCCCCACACUCAGUGACUUUUUGACUGAAAUUAAUUCUACAGUUGAUAAAGAUAUUUGUAGUGCCAUUGUACAGCACCUAAGGGGUUUGCGCUCUACUCUGUUAAAAUAUUUUCCUGUAACAAAUGACAAUAAUGCUUGGGUUAGAAAUCCUUUUACAGUAACUGUUAAACCAGCCUCAUUAGUAGCACGGGACUAUGAGAGCUUGAUUGAUUUAACAUCCGAUUCUCAAGUAAAACAAAAUUUCAGUGAACUUUCACUAAAUGAUUUUUGGAGUAGCCUAAUUCAAGAAUACCCAAGUAUUGCAAGGCGUGCAGUUCGUGUACUUCUUCCUUUUGCUACAAUGCAUCUGUGUGAAACAGGGUUUUCAUAUUAUGCUGCAACAAAAACAAAAUAUAGGAAAAGACUUGAUGCUGCACCUCAUAUGCGGAUACGACUUAGCAACAUUACACCUAAUAUUAAACGGAUAUGUGAUAAAAAGACACAAAAACACUGUUCUCAUUAAAAUUGGAGGGUUUUGCAUGUCUCUUGAUAACCAAAUGUAAGAUGAAAAUAAAAGAUGAUUUACUUCAUCUCUGGUGUUUGGAAGUUUAAAAUGAUUGAAUUUUUUUAAUACU